ACAUCGCGGUCCUACUGCGCAGGCGUGGGCGGCGGAGCAGCCGGGAGCGGUGGCGAUGGAGGCGAAGACGACGGGGACGGGAUCUGGGCUUGGUUACCGCACCUACCGGCGCCGGUGGCUGGUCCUGUUCGCCACCUGUGCCCUCAGCUGUUCCAAUGCAAUGUGUUGGUUGACGUUUGCCCCAGUCGCAGAUCAGACUGCCCGCUAUUUCCACAUAUCCAUGGACCAGGUCAAUUGGUUAUCCAUGGUCUACCUUGUUGUCGGAAUUCCAUUCGGCUUUGGGUCUACAUGGAUACUGGACACACUUGGACUUAAAACUUCAUUGAUCCUGAGCUCCUGGCUGAACCUGGCUGGAUGUGUAGUGCAAUUGUUGAGUGUUGCGUUCUUCGUACCCAAAGACAGCUGGAAAUUUCCACUCCUGAUGCUAGGUCAGACUUUUGGUGCAUUUGCACAGCCUCUCGUUCUUUUUGCUCCAACAAAGUUGGCAGCUCUUUGGUUUCCAGAGCAACAAAGAGCUACAGCAAACAUGAUUUCAUCGAUGGCCAAUCCAUUGGGUAUUCUGUUUGCCAACAUCCUUUCUCCUUUAUUGAUGAAGGAACCGUCUUCAAUGCCCAUGCUGCUGGGAGUCUACAUAGUACCGGCAGUGACUGCCUGUCUUCUGACAACAUUCGGGAUUCGUGAGAAGGUGCCACCAACACCCCCUUCUGCAGGUGCUGCCAACUCUACCUCAGAGCCCUUUCUCACAGGAAUGAAGAUGUUAUUGAAGAAUAAGGCAUACGUGAUCCUGAUGAUCUGUUUUGGGGGAGGAGUCGGUGUUUUUACGUCCUUCUCUGCACUCUUACAGCAGAUUGUUUGUGUCCGGGGAUAUUCAAAUAGUUUUGCAGGGAUCUGUGGAGCCUUGUUUAUUGUGUUUGGCAUUGUGGGUGCAUUCCUGCUUGGAUUAUACGUGGACAAAACAAGACAUUUUAUGGAAACUACGAAAAUUAACUUUUGUCUCACUGCUUUAGCCUGCAUUGGCUUUGCACUAGUUUCUCGAAUGCAUGGACAAAAGUUCCUGCUGGCCCUGGUAUGUUCCCUAUUUGGCUUCUUUGGCUUCUCCAUCUAUCCAGUGGGCAUGGAGCUUGCUGUGGAAUGUUCAUACCCUGUGGGGGAAGCAACAUCUGCUGGACUCAUUUUUGUCUCUGGGCAGCUCCAAGGUGCUCUGUUUAUUCUCUUUUUGCCUGCACUUGCUCAGCCAGUGACCAGUGAUGGUUCUGCAUGUCAAGUUGGUGUAGGAGCAACACUCGAUUGGACAAUUCCUACAUUGGUAAUGGCUGCUGUCUGUAGUCUGGAGGCUUGCUGCUUUGCUCUCUUCUUCCACACAGCGUACAAGCGAGUCAGCGCUGAAGACUACAGUGAAGAGACUUCCCUUCUUGAUGAACGAGCAACUGAAUAAUCACAUGUUUACAGGGACCAUCCUUUUCCUGGAGGCUAGUAGAAUAAUUAUUUUAGGGAGAUUUUAUUGACAUUUGUGAAUAAUAUUGAACUGAUUUUAUGAAUCACAAGGACACUGGCAAACUCUAUAUUUCCUAAUCAAUGUAUGCUUGACCCAGGUAAUUUUUUUUACCUUUGAUUUUUCUAAUGCACUCUUUUUAACAUAUUUUUGUAUGUCGAUUUUUCUUAAACGUACAAAGUUUUGUGAUGAAGCCAGAUUUGAUUUCUGUUAAUUUGGUUGUUGGGAUUGUGAAUGAGGAUAGAUUUUGUGAAAUAAUUGAUCACACAUUUGGACUCUGGUUGAGAAUAUGGCAUCUCACAAGCUGCUUGGUAUGUGCCAACUGCGUCUUCUGUGUGAAAAUGAUUUCUGCACGUCCAUGAAAUAACUUUUGAUAACAGAGCACCAGUUCUGGAAGGCAAAAUUGUGAAGAAUUCAAGCAGGCUCUUUGGAAACAAACACAUGUAAAUGAACAAACAAAGGAUUAAAAUAUGAAUUAGAAUGUAAUUAGUAAAGUGACGAGAUGCUCACUCAGAUAAUGCUCCUAAUAUGUCCUGUACCAGCUGGCAGGGUACAGUAAUGCAGAGGAGAGAGGAGUUGAGCACACCCUCUUUUAAUCCUUGUGCACACAGUGAGACCAUAAGACAUAGGAGCAAAAUUAAGCCAUUCGGCCCAUUGAGUCUGCUCUGUAAACACAUGAGGGCACAAACUUAGGACACACUGUCACCAAAUGAGGACUGGUUGGACAAGGCUGGGUUCCUUCAGUAGAAGUACCUUCUGUAAAUAUUGAAUACAGUCAUUAAGAAGUCAUUGGGCAGGAGGUGAAGGAGCUGGAGAAAACACUUCAAAAUGUUUUGCAAAGAAAAUACUGAGGAAUUUGUAAGUCCAGAAAAAAGGGAGAAAACUGGUGUCAGUCAAAGGUGGGACAAGAGCAAGAGAGUUUCUUUAUUGAUAAAGCAGCAUAACUGAGUUAAUUAUUAGUGUUUUUGCAGCUAUAUUGAAAUAUUGGAAAUUAGAAAUAUCAGCUGGACUGAUAUUUAGCUCUGAGACAGAAGAAUAUGGCUUCAGACAUCAGUACGUGACGUAUGCGUAGAUUCACGGAGGGAGAAUGAAUGGAUUGGUUUCAUUGGGUUUUUAGAGCCCAACAUUAUUUGUGAUGUUUGCAAGGUUACAGGAACAACUGGAUCAUUCAUUGUUGCAAUAUUCUCAGAUGGAGGUAACUAUGUGCAAAUAAUUUAUCAUUUCUGCAUUUCAGUAGUUCUUCCAAAGGGUUGUGGAUUAGUUUGAGGAUUUUGAUGAAUGGUAGUUGAUAGUUUUUCCUGCCACUUCAUUGCAUUUACCUGUUGAUCUGGGUGCCAUGUUUACAUUCGCCAGGCACGAUCAUGGUGCAAGUGUAGUCAUAGGGCCUGGUAUGGUUAUGGUGCCAGGCAUGGUUAUGGCUCUGGGCACUCUCACCAUGCCAGGCGUGAUUAUUGCACCAAGACCAGUCACUGUGCCAGGUGUGAUUAUGGCACCAGGCACGGUCACCAUACCAGGCAAGACAGUGCCAGGUGCAGUCACCAUGCCGUGAGUGGUCACAGUCCCAGGUGUGGUUAUGGCACCAGGUACAAUGUGGAAAAUGCACAGAACAAUAAGGAUUAGUUUCUUAUUCCCAUUCCUAUCCUAAGAUGGUUUGGAUAGUGGCUAAAGUUUUCAAAUUGCAUUAGAUUAUACAGUGUUCCCAUAGAAUCAAUUUAGCCCCUGUUUGAAGUGUGUGUAAGUCUGUUCUGUGGUUUUCCAGUAACUGUUUCAGCACUAUUAUUUCAGGUUGCUCUGUGCUUCACUUGCACACUCCUAUUUCUACUGGCCCUAUGAAUUGCUGGUUUGGUUCAAAUUGGGACAUUGCUACUUUGGAAGGAAGUGGUCCAGGGAAGGAGGGACCUUGUGGAUAUGGAGAGCUUGGAUUGUUUUCCACAGAGAAGAACAUGUUGAAAGGAGAGUUAAUACAUGUUUAAGAACCUUCAGGGCUCUAGAGAACCUUUUUAUAAAAUGCUUCUGCUGGCAGAGGGGUUAAGAACCAGGCGGGAGCUGGAAAAUAUUAUUUAGCAAUUUCAUCGGCCAUUGAAAAAGAGGUGGUAGAUUAAAUCACAGACAAUUCAUUUGGUAGCAAUAGGUAUACAUUUGAUAUAGUUACAAGCAUUCUGGCAUGACCCCAAUGCCAAUUACCUAUGUGCUGAAGGGUUUUUCCGUACCACUGUGUACAGCAUUGUGACCAUGUUUCCACGUUUGGAGCAGGAGGUGUCUGACUAUUGGACCUUCAGAGGCCCCUCAUUCCUACAUCUGGUUUCCACAUUAGGACAGGGCAUUUUUUUGCCAUCUCCAUUUGUGAGAGCUGCCUGUUUUUGAAAUUCCACUGGCCUAUAAUUAGAAAAUAAACCUAUCAUAUUUAAUGUUCCUGCCCCUGUUUCUUGUGGAACCAUUUGGGUAGGACAGUAGGUGAGGCACAAGUUGAACUUUGAUCUUAUAGAAUGGCCAAGAUGAUUCAAUGACUGGUAUAGCCUCUCUUUAUUGUUCUUUUCUAAUGCUGAGUGUCUAGGGAUUAUAUGUCCAAUGAAUCAGUGUUUGUCUUUGGAGAGUUUUGUGCAAACAGAUUAUUUGUUGGCUGUACCCAACCUCACAGCUGCCCUCAAGUGGAAUUUAUUGUUCCUUACAGGUGAUGUGUGCACUCUAAUUCCAUUAGUUUGAAAUUUAUUCCUACUUAGUGUAGAUUUUCUUUGACACCACCCCCUCCCCCAAGCCACUGCCUAAUUUCAAGUUAAAGACCCUUCAUUCCAACCCUGUUCCAUUUCUAGUUCAGGUAUCAAAUAUCUCUGUUUACUUUUGUUUAAUUUUCUGACCAUGUGCUAAAAUGAUCUGUGCACAUGGUUGGUGUGAGGAAGCAAAUUUUAUUCUGUGUGUGUGUGCACAUGCUCAGUACGUUCUGGAGUUUAGAGUUCAAUCCUGACAUCUCCUGUAAGGAGUCUCUGUACAUCCUCCUCGUGGAAUGUGUGGGUUUCCUCCCACUGUCCAAGAUGUACUGGGUAGGUCAUAGAUAUUUGUAAAUGACCCCAUGAUUAGGUGAGGGUUAAUCAGCCUAAUCCAUGCUGUAUUGCUAAAUAAAUAAAUAAUAAACAGCAUGGAAUAACUUGUAAAAAUCACUGUGACAUUAUCUUCAAAUCAGUAAUGAAAUUUCAAGCAAUGCUGGAAAUCUGGAGCAACAGACAUGAACGGGAAGAACUCUGUAAGUCAGGCAGAAACUGAUGUGAAGUGAACCAGUCCAUAUUUUGGCCCAGGACUCGUCAGGACUGGAAAGAAAGAGGACUGAAGCCAGAAGUUUUGUUUGGUUGUUCAUUCAAAUCAAUACAACGUCGGUUUUAAAAUCUCAGGCUGCUAUGAUUAUGUACAGACCUUUGUUGAAUUAUCAACACACAUUUCAAAUGUAUUUUCCAAACUGUUUGCCUUGCCUUCAUUUGUUCAGCUGGUACUGACAUUGUAUGUGUGGCUUUUUGUAUAGUUUGCUUUAAAUCUUUUUACCUGUCAUUGUUCCCUGCCUGGGCUUUGUAGUUCCUUAUCUGUAAAGUUCAUAGAUAUUUGCCUGACCUGAGCAAGAUUAUUCAGCUGUGGAAUCUGCACAAGUUGAACCCUGAUCGUUGAGCUCUGUAGGACAAUUCAGCACUGUGAAUCACUGAAUUAUUGGGACCAGUUUGUUUCUCCAGUGUUUCUACAGCUACAGAUAGGCUACUUACCCCUCGAGAUGUAAGUAGCUUCUCAAUGGUGAUGGGUAGUCUGAGUGUGGGAAGUGGCAAGAGGCUUAGGUGUUAAAGGCACUCAGUGUGUAAGCCAUUGACAUGGAGAACUCAUCCUGGGGUGAAUAAGGUAUUUUGUUACAUUAAUGAAUAAAAUAAUAACCAGUUUGCUGCUAAUUUUGUUUUAGAUUUAUACAUUUUAGUCAUCUAUUUCUGAAGAAACAGGUUAAUAUAGAGUUAAAGACCCAUGUUUUUUGUUUCUGAAAGUUAGCUGCUGAACACAAAUCUGAGUCUGAACUGUUGCCUUUAGCAAGAGAAUCAGUCCGGCCAUUCUGAUGUCGGCUACCUGUUUGAAUUGGAGAUUUAAAAUGUGAAUGAAUGUGUUUUCUAGUCCCAGUACCCUGACAAUUGAA
Molecule: messenger RNA, 5648 nt
Organism: Hypanus sabinus (Atlantic stingray)
Lineage: Eukaryota; Metazoa; Chordata; Chondrichthyes; Myliobatiformes; Dasyatidae
Gene: slc49a3
Product: solute carrier family 49 member 3
Exons: 10
Coding region: 56-1435 (459 amino acids)
Biological process (GO): transmembrane transport
Cellular component (GO): membrane
Molecular function (GO): transmembrane transporter activity
Source: RefSeq, a predicted model, not a curated record